Molecule: messenger RNA, 1294 nt
Organism: Stegastes partitus (bicolor damselfish)
Lineage: Eukaryota; Metazoa; Chordata; Actinopteri; Pomacentridae
Gene: thoc3
Product: THO complex 3
Exons: 6
Coding region: 7-975 (322 amino acids)
Biological process (GO): mRNA export from nucleus
Cellular component (GO): THO complex part of transcription export complex
Molecular function (GO): protein binding
Source: RefSeq, a predicted model, not a curated record
UUCAAGAUGGCGUCGCAGUACUACCAAGAGAUGCAGGAGAGCUUCAGAAAUAACAGCAAAAGUCGGGAAUUUCCGGCUCACACAGCCAAAGUCCACUCGGUGGCGUGGAGCUGUGACGGCAGGAGACUCGCCUCCGGUUCUUUUGACAAGACAGCCAGCGUUUUUGUCCUCGAAAAGGACCGUUUGGUGAAAGAGAACAACUACAGAGGUCACGGUGACAGCGUCGAUCAGCUCUGUUGGCAUCCAACCAACCCAGAUCUGUUUGUCACAGCGUCCGGAGACAAGACUAUUCGCAUAUGGGAUGUCCGCACUACCAAAUGCAUCGCCACUGUCAACACAAAAGGUGAGAACAUCAACAUCUGCUGGAGCCCCGACGGUCAGACCAUCGCCGUGGGGAACAAAGAUGAUGUAGUGACAUUCAUCGAUGCCAAGACACAUCGCUCUAAAGCAGAGGAGCAGUUCAAGUUCGAGGUGAACGAGAUCUCCUGGAACAACGACAACGACAUGUUCUUCCUCACGAAUGGCAAUGGCUGUAUCAAUAUUCUGAGCUAUCCAGAGCUGAAGCCCAUACAGUCCAUCAACGCUCACCCAUCCAACUGCAUCUGCAUCAAGUUCGACCCCACAGGGAAGUACUUCGCCACAGGCAGUGCUGACGCCCUGGUCAGCCUGUGGGACGUGGAGGAGCUGGUGUGUGUCCGCUGCUUCUCCAGGCUGGACUGGCCGGUGAGGACCCUGAGCUUCAGUCAUGACGGGAAGAUGUUGGCCUCUGCCUCUGAGGAUCACUUCAUAGACAUUGCUGAGGUGGAAACAGGGGAGAAGCUGUGGGAGGUUCAGUGUGAUUCUCCAACCUUCACAGUCGCCUGGCACCCGAAGAGGCCCUUGCUGGCCUACGCCUGCGACGACAAGGAAGGCAAGUACGACAACAACCGAGAGGCGGGCACAGUCAAACUCUUCGGCCUCCCCAACGACUCCUGAGGCGGAUCGGCUGUGGUUUUAUUCAGUGUUAAAAACCAAGAGAGAGCAAAGCAAAGGAAACGUCUCAAGGAAAGAACAGAAACCCUGUACAGCCCAGAUGAAGCUCCGGUUGCUGCUUUGCAUUUCGGCUGCAGCUCCUAAGCACCAGUAACCUCCGGCCACCAGCAGAUGGUGCAGCUGUCCACACUUUCCCUUUAAAACAGCCGACACCAUUUCCUGUUUUUGUACACAGGUUAACACAUAUUUCUCAGUGCUGUAAGAUAUUGUUUUUAUGUAGAAUACCGUGUUUUUUAAAUAAUAAAAUUGGUCUGUUUGUACA